Penaeus chinensis is the source of this 3062-nucleotide messenger RNA. RefSeq lists its product as uncharacterized. The transcript is spliced from 3 exons. Lineage: Eukaryota; Metazoa; Arthropoda; Malacostraca; Decapoda; Penaeidae. The coding region runs from base 382 to 2004 and encodes 540 amino acids. The record is from RefSeq and is a predicted model, not a curated record.
GCGGAUACGAAGAAGCCUUUCACUUCAAGAUUAAACAGAGGUUAAUAGGUCCGUGGAGUCAAGGAGCACGGCGUUGCGGCGUAGGCUAGGGAAGGAAAAAGUGAUUUCAAGGAGUCACCUAAGUCGAAAGACAAGGUUUCAUGCUUGACUGUGAUAGCAGUAAAUUCAUUUCUGUUUUACAAGAAACCGAAGGUAUUAUCAUUCAAGAGGUGUAGUUUCAAGAGUUGAUUAGAGCUUCAGUUAAAGACUCUGCAACAUCAUUGUAUUCAGUAGGCGUGAUAAAAUGGGUCUAAACUGAAUGUAUAUGGUAUAAGCAGAACAUUUUUUAUUUUAUUUUUGAUAACUGAUUGAAAUUCAUAGUGAAAUAUAAAAGAAAUAGCUAUGCCACCAUAUGAAAUAUUACCCUCCCUGACUGACAUAUGCACUGAACAAGUGUUGAUCAUGCUCUAUAACAGCAUUAGUGUCAGUGCAACACCCAAGAAACGUAAACAACAACAUGAUUAUGUUUCUUCAACCCUGAAUUCAAAUAUUCGGCAGCAUCUAAUCAAUAUUAUAUUCCAACAACCCUUGCAUAAGAAAACUUUCACUGGCAAAUGUAUUCUUCUGGAGAUGCUAGGGGACUGUAGUACUCAAACCAUUGACUUUAGCCAAGUAGGAAGUGUGUAUAUUGAUGAAGUGUGGCACUUUUACCGCACUCUCACCAUUGGCUUAAUGACCAACCUUACCAAGCUUGGGCUGGCUUGCAAUCUGAGGAAAUUGAGUGAUAAGAAAUAUCUUUUAGAUGUUAAUACUUCUAUUUAUCGUGUCUUCAGCCAAAUGAAAAACUUGCGAUGGGUUACGCUGAUUGGUGUGGGAGAUGGGACAUUGCUGGAGAGUCUGGGUACAAAUUGUAUUCACCUUGAAUACCUCAAUGUCAAUGAAUCUUUUAGAGUAAAUGAUGAAGCAAUUGCCAGUCUUCUGCUGAAAGAUCCAGAGCUUGCACAGGGUCAGAGUGAAGAUACCCUCUGCCUCCAAGACAUCCAGACAAAUCCUUGUGCAUUGAAUCUCAAGAUGGUAGGUGUCAGUGCAACCAGUGUCAGUUUAACAGGUGUUUUUGUCCUUCUUCACUAUGUCCCCAAGCUUGAGUCACUUGGAGGCCCCAUUCAAGCUGGGUCUGUAAGCAGUAUUCUAGAGCAUCUAAACCCAGAAGAUGGGAGCAAGGUUUUGAAGCUGAAUGAAGUAUGGGAGACGAGAAUUCUUCCUUAUCAAGCAUCUCUUUUGAGUAUGAUGUCUCCGAACCUCACUUGCCUCACUUGUGAUGCCUCUUCACUUGACUCUUUGUACAUCAUCAAUUCCAUUUCAGCUCUCACCCUCAAACUCUACUUCCGAAACUGUGUCAUUGAUAUCUAUAACUACCUCUUAGGCAGUGGCCAGAUCCUCAAAAAACUUAUUUUUGUGGACCAUAUCAAUUGUGGUUUAGACCUGUCAUGGCUGGUUGAACUUACCCCAAACUUGGAGCACCUGGAGGCCACACUUACCAGGGAGGAUGAGGCAGAAGUAGCAAAAUGGCACUUCCUGAGGGUUGCCAAAGUCACUGUGCAGUCCUCUAAAGUCACACUUGCAUUGCUGACACAUGCACCAGCACUAACAGACCUGGACAUUACAUUUGUAAUGGAACCUUAUAAGGAGACCUUUGAAUGCAUCAAUGAUGACUUGAUUAUCAGUGCAUUGGUUGACGGUGGUCUUACACAACUACAGAAGCUGCACAUCAAUGAAUGUGCUUUAAGCAUGAAGGGCGUAGUGUCCCUCAUCCUGCACUGCCCAAAUUUGACAUACUUGGCACCUCUUGCAUUUUGGCAUGGUGUAAGCCCUCAGAGCAUUUAUGUGCUUUGCAAGAGGAUAAAAGAAAGGAACUGGAAGCUCAGAAUUGUUAAGCAUGUUGAUUGGGAAGAUGAACAUGAGUCUAAUGAACAUUAUGAUAUUUUACACCAAAUGGCUGCUUGUACCUGUUCUGGGGGUUCAUAGUAAUUGUCAUAAUUGCUGCUAAGUGUAGAGGCCAAUUGUACUUGCUGUAGUGAGUAAUGAACUAGGGAAAUUAUGAUAAAGAACUGUCUGUGGUUGAGAUUUUAUUAGUUGCUGCUCUCUCGUCUUUUCUCUUCUCUUCUCUUUUUUUAAAUUUCUUUUCUCUUUCCUCUUGUCUUGUCUUCUCUCUGAUCCUCCCUAUCUUCCUUUUCCCUUCCCUUUUCCCAAUCUCCUACUCCUCCCAUACUUACCCCUUCCUUCCUUUUUUGUGCCUAUUAUAUGUCAGUUUUUAUAUUUUAUAUACUGCCAUUUUUACCUAUUAUAUGUCAGUUUUGAUAUUUUAUAUACUACAAUCUUUAUAAAGUAAUUAGGUAAGUGUAACUAGUAGAAGUAGAAGUAGAUAGAUAUAGUAUCAGAAGUAGUUUUUUUUCACAUAACAGUAAAGCAAAAUCUACAAGUGCAUUUGUUGCCAUGAUUUGAAUGUAAAUUGAGCGAACACACUGAGUAAAGUAUUUUUGUAAACAAUUCUUAAUAUAUUUUACUUUAUGAUGAAUAUAAAAAAAAAUGUUGCAUAUGACCUUUGUAAAGAUGUCGUAGUUCUUUUAGCUUUGGUUUAUUUGUUUCAUAAUGCUUUUUAAGUUGAACAAAAAGUAAAAAAAAAAAAAAAAAGUGGAAAGUCCACUAUAUUGAAUCAUAGUCAUAUUAAUAGUAUUAAUAGUACUUAAAAAAAGGGUUAUUUUCUAGGGAGUAUAACUGUUGAAUGUUUAGUUUAGAGAAUUUAAGUUCUAUAAUUUAAAUGUGUUUAAUAAUUUUAAUGUCAUUACCUUCAAACUUGAUGUAAAUAGGCAAAAUUUAAGGUGAUAUAUAUAAAAAAAAAUAUUGGUUUUAUUUUUAGAAAAUGGUUACUGCAAUAUUUGCUAUCUUCCAUUGCUUCUUUUAUUUAUAUUGUAUUUAACCAACUUAAUUUUUUAUUCUUACAUCAGUAUAUCAUGUCUAAGAUUUGAACAUUUUAAGAAAAUUCAUUGUAGAAAAUAAAUGAUGAUUCCUCAUUAAGAACACCA